Amphimedon queenslandica is the source of this 500-nucleotide messenger RNA. RefSeq lists its product as uncharacterized. The record is from RefSeq and is a predicted model, not a curated record. The transcript has 3 exons. Lineage: Eukaryota; Metazoa; Porifera; Demospongiae; Haplosclerida; Niphatidae. The annotation marks the transcript as partial.
GCUUCGACCACAAAAAUUUAAUCGAUUUGAAGUGAGGAAUGUGCUGCUGCAAAAUGUGCUGCUAACUUCAACGGAGUAUGAAACUGGUGCUGUGUAUAAUAAUACUACACUAGUGGAGAAUGACAAUAAUGUAACACUAACAGAUUCAGUACCAGUACCUCUAUAUAAUAAUUGUUCAUUUAUUAUUGUUGUUAGUGAUUGCACUGGUAGUAGUGAACCACUUAACAUAUCAUUUAACACUAGUCCUACUAGUACUAUCAGUAAUACACCAUCACCUACUAUCAGUAAUCCACCUACAGCUGAUGGACCAGGUAGAUCUAUUGCUAUAAUUUUAGGAAUUGUUGCUGCUGCUGUUAUUGUUGUAAUUAUUCUUGUGAUAGUAAUACCAACCAGCAUUUACUUUCUACGUAAAAAAUGUAAACACAGUGUAAGUAAUUCCAUGUUUGUGAAGAAAAAGUGCACAUAAAUAGAUCAUGACUAUUAAUAUAUUAUUUUAAUUU